Molecule: messenger RNA, 1418 nt
Organism: Oppia nitens
Lineage: Eukaryota; Metazoa; Arthropoda; Arachnida; Sarcoptiformes; Oppiidae
Product: mitochondrial glycine transporter-like
Biological process (GO): glycine import into mitochondrion
Cellular component (GO): mitochondrion; mitochondrial inner membrane
Molecular function (GO): glycine transmembrane transporter activity
Source: RefSeq, a predicted model, not a curated record
CUAAAACUAAUGUUAUCGUAAUUAUUGAACAAUACAUUGCAUUUCACUCAAUAUACUGUAUUAAAGGCAUUGAAAAGGAUUACGCAAUACUAUCCAUACUUUUGACCCGUAUUUGUAAUUUACAAUACAUUUGACAUUAAAUUGUGGUUUAAUUUGUUUAAUAUGUAGUCACCAAUUGAUACAAUUAUCAUUAAUUUCAAACCAUCUCUAAAGUGAUUAACUAAUUUGGGAUUCAUUUUAUAGAUAAGAGUCACCAAUCAGUAGUGCCUUUUGAAUGCCUUCCCCUCAAUGCUGUGCUCCAACUGACGAGUUAUUGGGAUUUCCGAUCAAACAUACCAGACAUGACUUAACACAUCUACAGACACAGAAGAGAAUCACAGAAUUAUUAAGUGGUCAUCCGACACUUAAAUCAUUUCUGGCCGGUUCUAUCAGUGGAACCGUAUCGACGGUUUUAUUUCAACCAUUUGAUUUAGUUAAGACCAGAAUCCAAAACGCCAAUUUAUUAACUGCUACCACAUCAACAUCAUCCAGUGUUGCGACAAACCGUUUAAUUCCUUUAGUAAAUCAAGUUCUUAAAGAAGAACAGCUUUUAGGUCUAUGGAGAGGAACUGUUCCGUCUUUAGUAAAAUGUGUUCCUGGAAUCGGUCUUUACUUUUGUUCACUGGAUUAUUUGAAAACACAAUUUUGUAAGAACUCUAAUGGAGUGCAAUGUCAACCGUCAGCCAUUGAAGCCGUUUCUUUUGGACUCAUCGCUCGAUCUUUUGCUGGUUUUGUAUUAAUUCCGGUUACUGUUGUUAAAACCAGAUAUGAAAGCGGCGUUUUUGCUUAUGGAAGUCUUGGACAAGCAUUGAGGCACACAUAUGUUAGCGAAGGCGCCAGAGGUUUGGUGUGUGGUUUGGUGCCAACACUUAUGAGAGACGCACCCUUUUCUGGACUCUAUUAUAUGUUUUAUUCACAACUCAAACAAGUGGUUGUCAUGUCUUCAUCAUCUUCUUCUUCCAAUAAUACUUGCAUUUCUCCGGUUCUUAACUUUACUAUUGGUUUAAACGCCGGUCUAUUGGCAUCAAUAGUGACUCAUCCAAUGGAUGUGGUUAAAACUCGUAUGCAAUUAUAUCCCCGACAAUUUUCUUCGUUGAUGUCAACACUUAUGUUAAUAAUGCACGAAAGGGGUGUUAAAGGUUACUUCAGUGGACUUUUGCCGCGAAUGAUUCGGCGGACACUUGUGGCCAGUAUGACGUGGACUGUAUACGAACAGCUCAUGAAAAAUAUUGGACUCAACUAAAAUAACAUAUAUUUUAGCCAUAUUUUGCAUUAUUUUUACAUUAAUUUAUAAGAUCUCAAAACAUAAAAAUCAUUAAUUCAAUUAAAUUACAUAUUUUUGAUCAUUUAAUUCAUGCAAUCAUUGUUAAAAACAUUAC